UAUAAAUUCCACUUCGCUCCCCAUCCAUUCAUUUCCAUUCAAUCAAACCGCACGUUCGAUUCCUUCUCUUCUUCACAUGGCCGACGAAUUCCAAGAAUCAGAUCUCUUCUUCGAAACAAAUGCUGCCGGAAUUUCAAUCGGAGGACUCGAAGAUACCAACAUUUACAACACUCACCAACACUCCAUAUUCUCCGAUUUCGACAAAUCCAAGAGGAAAAAGAAACAACCUGUAGAGAAGAUGAAGAACAAGUCAGUUCCCGUGAAUAUUCCUGAGAAUUUCUCCAGAAGAUCACGGUCGUUUCAGUGCUACGAAGAGGAAGGAGAGAUAGUGCCGCCGCAUGAGAUCGUAAGUCGGCGGCGAUUCGCCGGAGAAAUGGCUUGCUCCGGAGAUGGCCGGAGAUUGAAAGGAAGGGAAUUAAAUGAAGUUAGAAAUUCAAUUCUUAGAAUGACGGGAUUCUUGGAAACGUGAUGGAGGGGAAAUUUAUGAAAUUAAGAACAGGUUUUAUAUAAUUAGGGGAGACUGGAGAGUGAAUUCAUGUUUUUGGAAAUUAAAAUAUUUCCCAUUAAUUUUUUUAUAAUCAAAUUCAAAUUAAUUCAUGAAA
This is a messenger RNA of Lactuca sativa (garden lettuce), 602 nucleotides long. RefSeq names its product protein S40-1. Lineage: Eukaryota; Viridiplantae; Streptophyta; Magnoliopsida; Asterales; Asteraceae. The record is from RefSeq and is a predicted model, not a curated record.